GCUUAAGAAUAUAAGUUUAAUGAUGGCAAAGCUCACCCUAUGUGCGUUGUCCUUGGUCUGUGUACUGGCUUUUGCCUCUGCGCAAAGUGCCAUUGUGACAUCUACAUAUCAUUUAUACCAACCUGAACAGCAUAACUGGGAUUUGCUUGCAGUGAGUGCAUAUUGUGCAACUUGGGACGCAAACCAGCCCUUGUCAUGGCGUAGCAAAUAUGGUUGGACAGCCUUUUGUGGACCUGUUGGACCUCAAGGCGAAGCCGCGUGUGGCAAGUGCUUAAGGGUGACAAACACUCGAACAGGAGCUCAGCAAAUAGCGAGAAUUGUGGAUCAAUGCAAUAAUGGGGGUUUGGAUUUGGACGUUAGUGUCUUCCAGAGUCUCGAUUCCGACGGAAGUGGAAAUGCUGAAGGUCAUCUUAUCGUUCACUAUGACUUUGUGGACUGCGCUGACUAAACACGUCCUUGUUAAUUGAGCACAUAUUGCAAAGGCACCUGGCAAGUCCAGGAGGAUUGAUUUUCAUAUGGUUAUUUAUUUUUACUAGAGUUAGCAAAGUACCAGCAUAAAAAAGUUGUGUUAGGUUACCCAUUGCAAUAUUGCAUGAAAUUGUAAGGAGGAGU
Molecule: messenger RNA, 612 nt
Organism: Cajanus cajan (pigeon pea)
Lineage: Eukaryota; Viridiplantae; Streptophyta; Magnoliopsida; Fabales; Fabaceae
Source: RefSeq, a predicted model, not a curated record